AUGUCGCGGUCGGUCGGCAUCACCGCGGCGCUCGGCGUGCAGCGCCUGCUAGAGCAGGGCUCCGCCUCGUCAGGCCCGGACGCCGAGCCGCUCGCGGGCGUGCUGCGGCCCACGCUCCCUACCAUCUACGAGUACUGCUUGCCGCGGCUCGCCGAGGAGGGGUUCGCUUUCGAGGAAGGCAUCGAGCGCGAGGCGUCGGCGCCCUCGACCGCGGCGACGCCCAUGCCCGCAGGGCGCGGCACGCCAGGCUUCCGCGCAGCGUCCGCCGCGGCCUGA
Emiliania huxleyi CCMP1516 is the source of this 276-nucleotide messenger RNA. RefSeq lists its product as hypothetical. The coding region runs from base 1 to 276 and encodes 91 amino acids. The record is from RefSeq and is a predicted model, not a curated record. The transcript has a single exon. NCBI's taxonomy places the organism in Eukaryota, Haptophyta, Isochrysidales, Noelaerhabdaceae.